This is a messenger RNA of Ostrea edulis (European flat oyster), 5638 nucleotides long. RefSeq names its product low-density lipoprotein receptor-related protein 12-like. The record is from RefSeq and is a predicted model, not a curated record. Gene Ontology annotation, cellular component: plasma membrane. Gene Ontology annotation, molecular function: protein binding. Bases 271 to 2685 code for a protein of 804 amino acids. Lineage: Eukaryota; Metazoa; Mollusca; Bivalvia; Ostreida; Ostreidae. The transcript is spliced from 12 exons.
AAGAUUCAACCAAAAUGCAAAAAUUGUAUUGGAAUGGUAAUACAUUUGUUCAUUUCAAACCGGAAGAAUCUCCAUACACGGAAGUAGUAUGGCUGACAAGCUGGAAGAACUGUUUGUUGACGAUAAUGACAUUUAAGGUGAAAACACAAUCGAAAUGGCAUAAAUUUAUGCCAGUUUGUGUUUAGAGAUGGAAAUAUUAUACCAACAAAUAGUUGUUGUGAAAUCAUCUACUCAAUCACGUCACAGGACAAACCUUAACCCAAGAAGUGGAUGCCAAAAAUGUCAUUGACAUUGUAUACGCUGAAUGAACACGGAUAUGAAAUGGCCAGAAUGGGAAUGUCUAAGUUAUUUGGACUUUGCUGGUUGUCUGUUUUCAUCUUCCGAUUACAUGUAUGCCAUGCUGAAGAUUGCUUUCAUGAUGAAUACAAAGAAGAAACGGAGAGUUUUAACUCUCAAGAUUUUCCGAUCGGCUAUCCACCCAAUUCUUGCGCACAAUGGUACAUAACUGCUCAAAAAGGGGAGAUAAUUACUUUGAAUAUUUAUUUAGACAUAGAGGUUGGAGAUGAUGGGUCCUGUAAUCGGGACUUCUUGACUAUUGGACCAGACCCAAUACAGAAAUUCUGUGGAAGAAAUAAACAACAUGCCUACAUUUCAAACACACUUCAUGUAUGGGUAACGUUUCACAGUGAUGGUAUGAUUUCUGGACAAGGAUUUCAAAUUCGUUACAUUAGGGGUCCUCCAAAAGCAUACUCCUGUAAGCCAGAUCAGUUCCAUUGUAAGAAUGGAAAAUGCAUCUUAGAUAGCUGGGUGUGUAACGGUCUGAACGAAUGUGGGGAUAAUAGUGACGAGUAUGUGGGACUCUGUCAAGCAGCCACUACAAUUCCAACACCACCACCCACUACAAAUUGUGGAAAAGAUUUUUUUCCAUGUUAUUCAAACCUGAGUGAAGCCAUUAUUUGUCUACCAAAUGCCGAGAAGUGUGAUGGCAAGGCAGACUGUUAUGAAGGACAAGAUGAAAAGAAUUGUAUUAUAAAGUGUAAUGCACACAUUCACAAUCAGAGUGGACACAUCACAUCACCUUGGUACCCUCGAGAUUAUCCUCCUCACAUGGACUGUAAAUGGACUAUUCACAUGCAAAACCCAACCGAUCGGAUUCAGCUAAGAUUUGAUGACUUUGCUUUGCAAGUCAAUGACAACACAGAUUAUCUCGAAGUGUAUGAUGGGAAGGAUGAAGAGAAUGAUAAAGUUUUAGGCAAAUUUUAUGGACAUACAUUUCCCCCUUCCAAGUUAGAGUCUUCCUCUAAUUGGAUGACAAUUGUGUUCCAUUCAGAUGAUAGCUUUUCUGAGAAGGGUUUUAAUAUUUCUUAUCAAAGAAAAGGGUUCUGUCUACCAAACCAAAUUGCAUGUGGGAAUGGUGAAAAGGACUGUUAUGCAGCAUCGGGUAAAUGUAAUGGAGUUUGGGAUUGUCAGGAAAAGGGAGGGGAUGAACUUCAUUGUGGGAGCUGCAAUGUUCUCUAUACCUGUGGUUAUAUGAGCUCCCAGUGCUAUCCCAAGAGUCAUCGGUGUAAUGGAGUAGGAUUUUGUACUAACAAAAUGGAUGAAAGAUUUUGCACUCCCAAAGAGUGUGGAACACAUAAUGGUACAUUCUUGUGUCAAAACAUGAAUUGUAUUUAUGAAGCCUGGGUAUGUGAUAAAACGGAUGACUGUGGAGAUUGGAGUGAUGAAAUCAACUGUAACAGAACAACAAAUUUGAUCAUCAUUGCAGCAGUAUCUGGGUCUCUCAUAUGUGGGUUGCUGCUGGUGGUUGCUUUAGGGUGCACCUGUAAGCUCUACAACCUGAGGCAGCAGCAACUGCACGGUCCACGUCAUGAGACCCCUUUGUCUCGUGUCUAUGCAGAAUUCAUGCGGAGAAGGGCUCCUCCACCGUACCAUGAAGCCAUGUUGACCUCGCGACCUUAUGAGGAGGCUAGAAGAGAGUAUAUGGAUAGACUUAACCAAUCAGAGGAUGGGUCAAGGUCAUCUGACCGAAGGUCAAGAAGACAGAGGCGGAGAAAUGAACGCAACCGCAAUCUGCAUAAUCAAAACACAGAAGCAAGUACUGAUACUACACAAAACGUUAAUAGAGAGAACACAAAUACACCUGACACUGUAAAUACUAUAGCUGAAGACCAUACAGUGAACAGUACUCAUUCUAAUAUAGAAAGGCAUUCCUCCAGAACAGCUCUUAUUCCUAGUGACACUGACUCAGACUCAGAGAGUGAACUGGGCACACCUAAUGCUGACUUAGUCAGAGUUCAUUUUUCAGAAGAGACUGGGAUAACAGCAGAAUUCCAUAGACGGAACUCUCCAGGGAAGGAGGUAGCAGAGGGUCAAAGUUCAUCGGGUAUUCCAAUAAGCAGUCCCACUACUGGCCCUGAUGUCAGUAGUCUAGAUAAUACUACCAUAGCUUCCUGUGAUAGUGUCGAUCCUUCUCAAGAGGAAGAUAAAAACAAACCAAGGGACAUAAGCAGUGCUUUGACUCUUGCAGAAAACCCAUCAUCCCAUUCCAGCUGUGCUUUAUUAAUUCCAGGAAAUGGUAGAAAUCUGGACAGUGUAGAUAGGGGCAGGCAUGAUUCAGCAGGUUCAUUGGAUUCAGCUGAAUCUGACAACCCUUGGGGGGAUUAUACCAGUUCUGAAGUUGUUUGAUACAUAUCAGAUCACUUCAACCACAACAGAUGAUCUUAAUAAAAAUGAUAGAAGUUUAUUAUAAGACAUAAUUUGCACUUAGUUCUUUGGUUGUUUAUUUUUUUCUUUUUGAUAGAUAGGUGCUUUUUAAUGAGUCUCAUUCUUGUUAAAGCUAUAUAUUUUAUAUUUUUGUAAUGCUUACAAUAUACAUAUGUCUUGUUUUGUUGACCAGUGUUAGUAAGAUUUUGGUGUGAGAGGAACUUCUGUAACUCUGAUGUAACUCGGUGUGAAUCUGACAAAUCUAGUAAAUGGCUAUAUAUCUGCUCAUUACCAAGUACUGCUAAAUUCUAUUACACAUGUCCAUAUACACACAUGCUUGUACCAUAGCCUUUUGAUGAUAUAGCCAGAAAGUUUGUAGAAUAUUUGAAUUCAUCUUAUAUCGUCUUCAUACAUGUAGGUCGCGUUAUGGUAUGGCACAGUGCAUCUGUUCAUCAGCACUAUAUGGGUUUAGAGCACUUUCAAGGCGAAGGUCAUCAUUCUUGGUACACAUGCACCCAAUGAUUAGAGAAAUAUGCAUAUUGUUAUCAAGGCCAAAUGUCAAGGUCAAACUGGUACUUUCAUAGGCAAAAAAGAAACAGUACUAGUAACUUUAAGGCUAGGAUAAUCAUACACUUUGAAGUGUCAUAGGUGGGUUGUAUCAUUGAAUGGUGUAGUGUUCUUGUGUGUUGGUUCAUACAUCAGCACAUUGUAAGAAGGAUUAAAACAAAAGAACAAGCAAGGCUAGGAUAAUCAAACCUGGUACACAUUUUCUCCAUAGUGAGAGGAAAAUGCAAUUUAUUUCUCUAGGUCAAAGAUCAAGGUCAUACUUUCAGGGGGGAGGAGGGGUUAAUCAUAAAAGAAAAACAGUACUACAUGUAAUAAGGCGAGGGUCAUCAAACUUGGUGUACAUAUUACCCAUGGUGUUAUUGCCAACUAUAGCCACAUUAUUAAUUUCAGAAUAUAAGAGGAAAUGUCUAAAGAACACUGGCAGAGCGCUUGGUUUAUUUGAAUGCUAAUUUUCUUUUUUUGAUGACUACUGCAUUGCUGAAUAUAUUGCACAGGUGUAUUUUGCAGUGUCAGUACUGCUCUUGUGUUUUUUUCUUUCCUGAAGCAGUUUGUCUGAACUUAAAAGUUGAAUAGGAUUGACAACUGAAGAAAUCCAUAUUGUGACUGUAUAUGGACUGUGUAUGAUAAAUGGAGCAUGACAUGUAUACUGACACAUUACAUGUACAUAUAUAAAUUCACAUGGUUACUUCAUGUAUGUGUGAAUUAAGGGUUGGCAUUUUAUAUAAUUUUGUCAUUUGUUAUUACAGUGUUCUUUUGGGCAUGGGCUAAGCCUGUGGGUCCAAACUCUGUGAUACCAUAAAUGGUAUCACAGAGUUCAGGCCUAAACGGGCUUAGCCCCUGUGGUUUUUAGGUAAAGUUGCAGGAGUCAGGCAUUUAUAUGAGGUAGUAGAAUGUGGUAUACAUAUCAGUUUUAUGUUACUUUCGUGCCUCAAAGACGGCAAAUCGGAACAGAAUGUGAAUUUUAAAUCGAUGUGAAGAUCUUACUCGUGUACCCUGGAACAGAGGUACCUAUGGUUGAUGAAAGUUCUAUCAGAUGUACUUUUAAUAUCUUUUUACCUUAUUGUAUAGUUUGAAAAAUUUUCUUCAAAUUUUAAGAGCAUUUUAUUUUUUUUAUAAAGUUUAUUUUCGAAAUACAGUUGAACUUCAGUAUGUCGAACACGAUAUAUCGAAUACCAAAUACCAAAGAAUCUCAAAGUGAUUCGGAAGUCCCAACCACUUUUUCUAGUAAGUAUUUUACCCUUGAAUCCUUGGAUAUCUGAAGUUUUUUCUCGGUCUUAUCGAGUUUAAGAUAACGAGGUUUGAUUGUAUAAUGGAAAAAUGUUUCCUGCUAGGAUAAAAUUGAUGGCUAAUACUUUAAUCAUCAUCAAUGACUAUAAUUAUAAGCCCAAUACACAAUUACAUGUUAUGCAUUGAGUGCAAUAGUAAGCAUGUGAUUGUGAAAGGAAUGUUAAUCAGGAGGUUUGUUACACCCCCCCCCCCCCACCCCCAAAGAUAACAAAACUUUCUUAAAAAGAGAGGAUGAAAGAUCAUGCUUAUUAAAAUUUACCUUUUAGAAGAAUGCAUAAUUAUAGUUAUUAAACCUAAUUAAGCAUUGAUAAUUUUUCAGGAAUUUUUCAUAAUAGGCAGAACCUUGCUGUCUUGGUCCUCUCACUACAUAUAUUUGUUUUUAAUUACAUCCAUAGAAUAGGAUACUGAUUAAAAUUAAAAAUCUUUUGAAAUUGUUUUCAGCUGUUGUGUAUUAAAUUUUACAAGUUUACUUUUUCAUAUAUGUACUUGUGCAACAGAACCACUGUGAACAUUUCCAUUGAGGAAAUCAAAUUGAAACCAAAUACCUGGUGUUCAGUGUGUGGUGAUAAAAGAUAAAGUCACUUAGACUGUAUACAAAUCUGAAUGUGAAAUUGAUGUGUGUGCAUUGCAUAUACCUGUAUUUGUAUUGAAAUGAAUGAUACAUGAUAUAUUUUAACCUCAAGAAUAAUUUUAUUCCCAAGUCUUUAUACAUGAACUUGGAGAAUAUAUAAUUGUUGGACUAAGAGUAGAGUGAAGUUGUUGUGUAUUUACAGCCCACAUGACUUGUCAAUGCUUUUGCUUUGAAAACAACCGAGGGAAAUAAAAGCAAUAUCAUUUUAGCCUCUCUAAUUUUUUAUGCAAUUAUUUUUUUCUUAUUUGCAUUUUAAUUCUUGGUUCUUUAUUCACAGUCAUGUAAAAAAAUGAAUAUGUAUCACAACGUUUCAAGCAGGUGAAAUGUUCACGGACUUUUGUUGGCGUCAUAUCAGUGUAAACAUCCUCUUAAAUUCCCUUGAAAAUCAAAGAUGGCAACAUGUCAUAUGCGAUUGUUGGAAAUUUUUUAAAAUAAAAAUAUACGAAAAUA